Molecule: messenger RNA, 7365 nt
Organism: Gadus chalcogrammus (walleye pollock)
Lineage: Eukaryota; Metazoa; Chordata; Actinopteri; Gadiformes; Gadidae
Gene: ubap2a
Product: ubiquitin associated protein 2a
Exons: 25
Coding region: 136-3810 (1224 amino acids)
Cellular component (GO): nucleus; cytoplasm
Molecular function (GO): protein binding
Source: RefSeq, a predicted model, not a curated record
CACAAAUGUUCAAAUUCCGGGGACAGGGGAAUUCACUUUUGCAUUGCAUGUGCAAUGCAAAAAAAAUCCUACUCACCCACUUGAAAAACCAAAACACUGUUUGCACUAUAGACAUAUAUUUUCCAUUUUUGUCUCAUGAUCCAGGCUACUGCAGAGCAAAUCCGCCUUGCCCAGGUGAUCUAUGACAAGAAUGACUCUGACUCUGAGUGCAAAGUCAACCAGCUCAUGGAGGUCACGGGGAAGAACCAGGAUGAGUGCAUGAUAGCGCUCCACGAUUGCAACGAGGACGUGAACAGAGCAAUCAACUUCCUCCUGGAGAGUACAUCCGACACGACCUCAUGGGAGACCGUAGGGAAGAAGAAGCCCCUCGUUAAGGAGGGACCGUCCGAGAGCAAGGAGAACAAGGAGAACCGGGAGAAGAAAGGAGACAAGGAGGCCAACAAGGGUCGCAGUGCCUCCAGCCGCAGGGGCAAGGGGGCUAGUCGCAGCCGACCGGCCGCACGCCCAGAGGAGAAUGGGGUUGAGGUGAUGCCCGUGGAAAGGGGCUCGGAGCGAGGCCGGAGGGGCAGGGGAGGUAGAGGGGGGUUGAUUGGAGCCGGAGGUCGAGGCAGGGGCAGAGCGCCGCCAGGGAGCCGGUUCUCAGCCCAGGGAAUGGGGACCUUCAACCCGGCGGACUACACCUCAGAUUCCCGCACGCGGACCAUGGACUCAGAGGUGUGGGACACGGGGGCCAACGGCACCAACCCAGAUGGAACAGCCUGGAGGAAUACACUGGAAGACUGGGCUGCUGAGGACUGGAGCGAGGAUGUCAGUCUCUCCGAGACCAAAGUGUUCACCUCCUCGUGUGCGCCUGCUGCUGAGAACCACAUCACACCUGGACAAAGCCUGGACCUGGCCACGCUGCUGCAGAAGCCUGUGGGUGGAGGUAGGGAGGCUCCCCCUUCCUCUUCCUCCUCCAGCUCUCAGAGCCUGGUCUUUACCAACUCCCACCACCACCACCAUCAACCGCAGCAGCCCCAGCUUCCCCUCAGCCGAAACGCCACUGGCAGCACAAGCUAUGCACACGUUGCCCUGUCGUCCGUGCUUGGAGCUGGCUUCGGUGACCUGGGACAGUCCAAACGGAGCCAGCCAAGCGCCGGAGCUCAGAUACUGGAGCAGCUAAAGGGUCCCGGCCUGGGUCCGCUGCCAUCCUCCCAGGCCACGCCCUCUGUCGGCACCCAAGGGGGUCGUCUGCCCGGCCUUGGAGUCCCAGUACCUCCGCCAGUCUCCUCCAGCUGGGACCUGAAAGUGUCAGAGCCCGGUGCCUCCUCGCAGUUCAGCCGGGAGUUUGGUAUGCAGCCAGAGCCCUCCCUAGUUCUGAGCCAGCUGGUCCAGAGGCACGCGGGACCCUCGCUGCCCCUGGCGCGCCAACCCAGCCCCCCGACGCAGCGGCUGCAGCAGGCCGCCCCCGCCGCCCCGUCUCCCGGGCUCCAGGCGGGCCAGGGAGGCCCCCUGCUGGCUGCUGGUAGUGCCAAGUCUCCUGCGCCCAGUGCAGGGCUGGACCCUCCGGGCAGCGGCACGCCGCACCAGCAACAACGGGCGCAACUCAAGGGCCAGAAGCGAAGGAUACCCCCCACGUCCAAGAUCCCCUCCACGGCGGUAGAGAUGCCAGGCUCCGCAGACAUUCCCGGGCUCAACCUCCAGUUCGGAGCGCUGGACUUCGGCUCCGAGUCUGCCAUCCCAGACUUUGGCGCCGUGGAGAACUGUGUCGUUGGCGCCUCGCGGGAAUCAACCCCGGGCCCCGUGGCCGCUCCAACCGCACCUGGACCCCAGAGCCAGUCCAGCCUGUACUCCACACCCCUCAGUGAGUCCCUGGGCCUCCCGCUCUCGGUGCCGCUGCCACUGCCCAUCUCCUCGUCGGAGCCCGUCUACCACUCGCCCUCCGUCACGCUGCCCAACCUAUCCUCCUCCUCCCUGGGCACCGCCAGCUCAGCCAAUCCUCACGCCGCCGCCGCCAGCUCCGCCGCCUCCGCUCUGUCGUCCUCUGUUGCGGUCCAGUCCACCGCCUCCCCGUUCUGCUCCGUCGGGGGGAGUUACGACGCACCUUUGUCGGUCCACUCGCGGCUGGCCUUCACCCAGAGCAAAGAGGCCUCUGGGCCGGUCAUGAAUGGCUUGAACGGCAUGAGGACGUCAGUUGCUUUAGACACAUCAUCAGUGUCAUCCACACCAAAGCCUGACUCUCCCUCUCUGAGCGUCAGCAGCCACAGUGGGCAAGGCGGCCCCUCCCACCACCCCUCGGUGAUGCCCAAUCACAAUGCUGCACUGGCCAGCCUGGCCCAGGACAUGCCCACCGUCAGCCAGCUCAGCUCUCUCAACAGCCAUGCCAGCAGCCACUCUUCAGUCUCGGCGGCGGGCUCCAGUGCUCUCACUUACACCAGUGGGGACAGCAGUAGCAUGAGCUCCCUGGCGCCCUCGUCUGGCUCCUACACGUCGUCGCAGAUCCCCGGCCCGUCGCUCCACUCGGUGCACCACCACCACAACAACAUCAACAUCAGCAGCAGCAGCAGUAGCAUCAGCCACCUGGCUAACAUGGCCAACAUGGGUGGCGGCAUGAGCAGCGCCAUGGCUAACGCGGGCGCGCUGCACUCGGCUCUGGGGCUCAGCUCCAACGGCAUCGGCGCCGCCUCCAACCUGGCGGCGGGCCGGACCGCCCCGCUGCUCUCCUCGUCCAGCGGCAAAGCCCCUCCCAACCUGUCCCAGGGCGUGCCUCCACUGCUGCCCAACCAGUACAUAAUGGGCCCCGGAGGACUACUUCCAGCAUACCCACAGAUCUAUGGCUACGAGGAUCUCCACAUGCUACAGUCCAGACUACCCAUGCCCUCCUUGCAGGACUACUACGGCAUCACAUUCCCUGGGCCUGCAGCUCUCUCAGGCAGAGACGGGAGUCUAGCCAACAACCCAUACUCAGGUGAAGUCACAAAGUUCGGAAGGAACGACUCCACCUCGCCGGCCCCCCCGACCAGCCUGUCGGCCCCCCAGCCCCCCCAGGGUCAGAGCCAGGGCCAGAGCCAGGGCCAGCCUCAGCAGCCCCAGGCCCAGGGCCAGCCACAGCACCACGGGAACCAGCAGGCCUUCCUACCCCCGGGCUACAGCUACACCGGCCUGCCCUACUACCCCGGUGUGCCCAGCGCCGUGCCCAGCGCCGCAGCCUUCCAGUACGGCCCCACCAUGUUCGUCCCUCCGGGAGCCCAGGGGCCGGCCUCCGGCAAGCAGCACGGCAUGGGCCUGGGGCUGGGCAACCCCUCGGCCAGUCCCUUCCAGCAGCAGAGCCAGCAGCAGGCCAGCGGCUACGGCCAGCACACCUUCAGCUCAGGGUACGAGGAGCUGACGGCCGGGCCAGCCGGUGUGGACUACAGCAAAGGCUACAGCAACUCCUCCCAGGCCCAGGCCAAGUCUGCUGCUAGCGGCCCUGGGAAAGGCGUCUCCGUGACGUCCAGUAACUCGGGAGUGCCAGACAUCAGUGGAAGUGUUUACAAUAAGAGCCAGGCCUUUGACAAGCAGGGUUUCCACGCCGGGACCCCGCCUCCCUUCAGCCUGCCUUCAGCGUUGGGGGGCCCGGGGCCUCUGAACCCUGGUGGGGCCCCUGGAGGCUACGCUCCGGCCCCCUUCCUUCACAUCCUGCCUCACCAGCAACCCCACUCCCAGCUGCUACACCAUCACCUGGCUCAGGACGGACAGGGUGGUCCUAGCCGCGGCCAGUCCAGUAGCAUGCAGCAGAAGAGCCAGGUCAACAAGUCCAGCUACGGCAGCUCCCCCUACUGGGCCAACUGAGACGUCCUCUCGGUCUGAUGGUUUUUUCGGACGGACAUCACAACCGAUCGAUUAGACUAUCAAGGAACCAUUUUACAGCACCAUGUUAAAAUACAGACACACAACCACCCUUCCCCCUCUGCUCUAUAUAUCCCCUUUUCAAAUUUAUGGCUGUUGUAUGUAAAAUAUAUUUAUGUAUGUAUUUAUACAGUAUAUAUGUAUUGGUAGAAAAUGAAAUGUGGUUUUCUGCAUUUUUUUUUUUUUUUGAAGGACAUUUUAUCAACAAAAAAAAUCGUGGGAAGAUUGCUAAUCAUGGAGAAUUUAUGAAGUUGAUGGUAAAUAUACUUGAACACGAACAAGCAUCAUGUGUAGUGGAUUUUCUUUUGUAUGCAUACAUGAACCCUGAGAAUGAUGUACAUAAAGCUAUACAUCAAUUUCACGGCAAAGGCCUUUUUUUAAUUUUGAAACAAGUUUUUGUAACAUCGUCUCCCCAUCUGUGAAUCCUUAUAUUGAGGGGACUUUAGUUGAUCGCUUGACUUUCUUUCCCCUCCCAUUCCUUGUCUCCUUCCCCCUUACUAAUUGGCUGAUAUACAGCCAGGCCUUGGAUUUGAUGUCAUUUUAACAUUGGUUUAAUCAUUGUUGUCCAAAUUAAAAGUUCUGAACUGUUUGAAGUCUUGUUAUAUCGCAGUUCACUUGAACAUAACACUGGUUGCCCUAUAAUUUAAGGGAAAAUGGGAUUUAAUUACAAGGGUUAAAUUAUAUCCAAUAUCUUGAUUAGACAAUUGGUGAGCCAGAUGGAAGGGUUUCCAAAGGUAUUUUUAUUUCUGAGAAGAUGGCUCGAGACCUGCCAAAUGGCUCGAGACCUGCCAAACUACAAGGGUCUGUUCUUAAGUAGCAUGGUAUAAUUGUAGGUAUUGAAACAGUUAGCCAAUAGUUGCAAAAAUGUUAACACGAUCAAGCUCUGGUUUCUGCCUGCAAAAAGGUGCCGGCCUCAAGUGAACCCCUGCUCAAAUGCUGUUCAGCACAACCAUCAUAUUACGGCUAGCAAUAUUUCCAUGCCAUGUGAGCUUGAGGAUUGUUUAUAAUCUACAAAGAUAAAUGUCACUGACAGAGGACCCAGACAAAUGACUAAAAAUGUCACAUGGCGUUUAUUUACACGGAUAACAGAAAUAACUUCAAGGCACAAUUCUGAAAAAGUGAGUUGAUGUUCCCCAUUUAUAUAAAGCAUAUUACACGAAAGUCACUUGUUGGUCAUUAAGUCCAGCAAACAAAAUGCAUCAAAAUAAAAACUGUACAGGUACAAAGUAAAUCUAUUCCGCCUUGAUCUUCUUUUUCUUCCUCUUCUCAGUCACGGGGGUCUCAGGUGCCACCUCAGCCGCCUCGGUUUCCAUGGCUUCAGACUUGCGUUUCUUUUUCUUCUUGGCGGGGGUUUCCACUUCCUCAGCAGCUGGAGCCUCGACAUCGUCUGGAGUCUCAACUGCCUCAGCCUUGAUUUUCUUCUUCUUGACUGGUGUCUCAGCCUCUCCAUUUUCAGCCUGAAAGUUAGAAAAUGCAUUAAGGUAGUUUAGUGAAACUGUACCAAGUGUAAGAUCACAACUGUUGCAUCAGCAAGCUAAUUGGUGUCUGACUCGCUUCAGUGAUUUGGUCCACUGGAUGGGACCAGCCAAUGGUUCGGAGUCAUUUUGAUAUGGCACGCCGUAUACUGAGAUAAAACCAAGUGGAUGGCAAGAUCCCAAAUCAAACAUGCCAGGACAAAGCAAGCAAAGCACUGGUCAUUACCUUUAUCUCCGCCAUGCCGUUGGCUCCACCGUUUACCUCCUCCUCAUGGAGCUUACUCUCACGCUUCUUGCGUUUCUUCUCCUUUUUCUCCAGCUUCCUCUUGAUCUCAGUGGUCACGUCACCAGCCUGUAAUGCGGAGGAUACAGUCAGUAUGCAAUACAAGAACUUAAAACACACACACCAUCAUCAUGGUACUCGCUGUGUCAGGCUCAUUAAAUCAUUUUGUACCCCCAGUAUUUAGUCGGGGCAAGAGUUGUCAUCACUCACAACGAAGAAUUUAGCUCACUUUAAUUUUUCCGUUUCUACUAGGAGGCAACCGUCACAUGUGAGAACUCUUUACCUCUUUCAUUGCCUCCUUCAUGACAUCAACGUUCUUCCUGGGGAGGUCACCAGUCUCGUAGAAGGACAGUCGUUCCUCUACCUGGUUGCGGAGCUUGUCACCAAACACACUUGUAGGCACCUCUGUAAAACACCACAAUAUCAGUCAGUAUGGGCGGCAUUGAGUUCUCGCAUCCUUUGUAAGCCAAGAGACUGCUCAGGGAUAAAGCUAUCAUCAUCGUCAACCCAAAGGUUGAAUAGUGUUGACGAAAAAUAUCGACAUCAUUGCCACUAACUAAUGUGGUUUAAAGACGCAGCCUUGACUCACCAGAGAAGCAGUCUAUGCGUGAGGCGAUGGUGCACUUGUUUGCCAGGUAUCUGGAGAUACGGCCCUUGUUCUUUGCAGCAGCGCGACCAAUGAAUGUCGAGUGGAAGAUGAGGCCGUAUUUGGGAGUGUUGCCACGUGUCUUCAGCGCUCUGUUGACAGGAUGCUUUGACAUUUAGAACAGGCAAAAUUGCCAAUUGAUGGCAAAGACUACACACUUUAAACCCAACAGAAGAAAUCUAGACAGUCUACAGACUAGCCGUGUUCCUCUACCUCAGUGCUUUAAGUGGCUGCUCAGACUUUGGGGGUGCAUAAGGAUACGAGAGAGAUCACUCUGAAAGUGGUUACACAAAAGUGUCCAUCUCCAGUCACUCUUCUCUGCUGCGGCCCAUCCCUGCCAUCACUGCAGCCACUGGUUUCCCCAGCAGGGAAGGGUUGCCCCAGUACCUGAACAGGGCUUUCUCUGCUCCCAGGAUCUGGACAGUAGAGGCUGGGUAUUUGGCCAGAUUGGUCAGGCUUCCAGCAUGUGAAAUUAGCCUAGCUCCCACCUGAAAAUAAGACAAAAAAAACGUGCAUCAGAAUGGCAAACCCUUUGAUAAACUCUGGUUUGGCUUCUAGCUAACAAGGACUUUCAGCACCUAAUUGGUUUCUCAGCACAGUUACUCAGGGGAUUGACAGAUUUGGUAAAACAUCAUUAGUCCCAACUAUGGCCGUGUUCAUAAUGACAGCAGAUCUCAACUCACCACUUCUCCGAUCAAGGCGGCUAGGUUGGGGGCCACCUGGCUCAUCCUAGAGCGCAGGUACUCCUGCAGCCCCCGGCGGUAGUCUGCCAGGGACACGACGCGGUUGGAGAAUCUCUCGAUGUUGAUCAGGUCGAUGGGAGAUAUGUCCAUACCUUAACACAAAAGAAUAGGCAGUGUGAACAGAGGCGUUGAAUACAAUAGCAGUAUGACAUGAUAAAUGGCCUAUUGUAUGACACAAUAGCAUGAUAAAUGGCCUCAACGUCUGUUUUUCAAUCUCUGGUCAACAGAUACAAGGUUGUUUCUCCCGACAGGAUCCGCAGAGAGGGUUUGUUCCUUCACUACAGGUUUAUGAGAGCUAUAAUAAUUUGCCCCUCUGUGUUAGACACCAAGGACACACAAGAAGUCCAGGGU